Girardinichthys multiradiatus is the source of this 1572-nucleotide messenger RNA. It is a transcript of the gene ndufv3, whose product is annotated as NADH:ubiquinone oxidoreductase subunit V3. Gene Ontology annotation, biological process: mitochondrial ATP synthesis coupled electron transport. The record is from RefSeq and is a predicted model, not a curated record. Gene Ontology annotation, cellular component: mitochondrion. The transcript has 4 exons. Lineage: Eukaryota; Metazoa; Chordata; Actinopteri; Cyprinodontiformes; Goodeidae. The coding region runs from base 114 to 1484 and encodes 456 amino acids.
CGUAUUUUGUCCGACCGGCGUUCUCGUUUUGUGACGUCAUCGGCCGGCGCAGGACCCCGAGCAGCUCUGAUCACCCGAGCAGUACCUGCGGAACAGCGCAAUUGGAACACAAAAUGGCUGCCUGGUUGCUGCGUUCAGGUCGACUUGGUUCACUCAAGUUCGAUAGCUGGGGCACUCUGAGGCUUCACCCCACUGUUGGGUUCUGCAUUGAAGCUAAAGAGCCAGCAAAAGCAGUGAAAAGUACAAAGAGUCCAGAGAAGACAGGUGAAGAUGAGAGGGCAGCCCUGAGGGCUUACAAGACUGCAGUCGCCUUUCCAGUUAAAUUUUCAGAUCCUAGAAUUUUGUCACCCUUCCUAGGUGUAACUGAAGAGCCAAUUAGUUCCACCGCCACAUCAGAUAUAGCUCCAGCAUCUGUCAUUUCUGCCACUAAAUUUGUUGUAGCCGAGUCAGAGUCAGUAGCUAUCCCUGCUUCACCUGAUCCAUAUCGACACCAAGAAGUAGUUUCUCACAUUCUUGCUGAUGAAGCUCUACCAGUAAUUCUCCUAGCUGGAGAAGCUUCAGUUGAGGCAAGUGGUAAAGGCUCAGUACCAGGAGAGGAGACCCCUGCUGUAACCAUAGAUGAUGUUGUAAAAACAGCUAAGGUCUCUUCUAAGCCUGGAGAUUCAGCAGCCGAAGAGCUAUCAUCUUCAUCGUCCAGCGACUCUGAUACAGAUUCAGAAUGCGACCCUGAAGAUAAGUUAGAGGUGGAAACUGAAACUAGAAGCUGUUCUUCAGAGUUACAGCAACCUAGUCAUCAAGAAAAGGGAGAGAUUGAAGAGCUGAUAGUUACUGGAGUGACUAAAGGCAUUACUAGGCCAGAGACAGAAUUAGCUCAAUCCAUAGUAGUGGCCUUUAGAGAUAAUUCUCAAGAUUUGGGCUUUGAGAUCCUCACUGCUCCAAAGGCUGCAGGUGAGCUUACCAGUUCAGAAUUUCCAACCGAUGCUGCUCCUACAAUCACUGAUGCACUGUAUGAAGCUCUACCCCUAGUUGUAGUGCACAGUGAAGCUCAUAAAAAGGCCUGGCCAAAUGCGCCUGGAAAUGCAGUAGAUUUGCUUACAGAACUUACAGGCCUUGGGGAUGCUGGUGAAGAAUCCUGGGAAAAAACUGCUAUUGGGCCUGUAGAGUCAGAAACAGUCUCUGCUAAUGUAGCUGCUGAUCAUCCAGCUGAAGUUGGCAGCUCUGCCCAUAGUGAAAAAAAGCUGGUGGACUCUGCCCAAGUCCUAGUGGAAGCUACUGGAGAAAAGCUGCAUGCAGAGACCGUUGCUGAACAGCCUGAGGAACCAGCAGAAGUCCCUCCAGAACCUGAGGAGCCUUUUGACAACAGCACUUACAAGAACUACCAGCACCACAGCUACACCAGCUACACAUUUGCAGACCUGGACGUAGAGAUGGCCAAGUAUCGUCUCCCUCAGCCGUCUUCCGGCAAACCCUCACCCAGACACUAGACGAGCAAGUGUAUGCGUAUGCAUAAACAGAUAUAUAAACCUGUGUCAAAGUGUGAUGUGAUUAAAGAACUGUAUUUUGCCUGAUGCA